Messenger RNA from Adelges cooleyi (spruce gall adelgid), 1134 nucleotides. RefSeq names its product dynein regulatory complex subunit 4-like. Lineage: Eukaryota; Metazoa; Arthropoda; Insecta; Hemiptera; Adelgidae. Gene Ontology annotation, biological process: cell motility. Gene Ontology annotation, molecular function: microtubule binding; small GTPase binding. The record is from RefSeq and is a predicted model, not a curated record. The transcript has a single exon. Gene Ontology annotation, cellular component: motile cilium; Golgi apparatus; microtubule. The coding region runs from base 1 to 1134 and encodes 377 amino acids.
AUGUCGAAGAAAAACAAGAAACAGCAAAACGUCAUCAUCGACAAUGUCAACGUGGCCGAGCUCGAACAUACAGCUUUGAUGAAGUUCACUCAGAAGUUGUACGACGAACUGUUAAAAGAACGGCAGAACAGGUCGACUUAUCAAAUUGAAAGGGAUCAAAUGCGAAUUUUUUGGGAAAUCACAAAACAAAAUUUAACGACUCUCAUGGCCGACAUGGUGGCUACACAAAACGAAGCGGGAGACAACGCGCAACGUGUGGAACAAGUGAAAAAACGAGCCCGGCAACAACGACUUCAGCUGGUCUACGAGCAAAACCUCGAACUGAAACAAGUAAAGUCGCAGAAUUCAAACGUUUUGAAAAGCAUAGCUGCGGAAUGUGACCGACAAAUUACGGAGUUGUUCAACGUGAACUCGUCGCUGAAGCAGACCAUUCUGCACAACGCUCUGGACCAUACCAAUCAGAUAAAAAACAUCAAAGUUGCCCAUGUCCAAGAGCUGGACGCGAAAGCCGAGGUGAUGCAAAAUCAGAUGUCUCAGAUAAUGGAACGAAUCGAGAAAAAACGGCAGACGGUCGUCGAAGGUGUUCUGAAAAAACACGAAUUGGGCGUGGCGCUGAUCGAGAACGCUAAGGAACGACAAGUGAAGAUGUUGUUGGAGAAACACAAAAACGAAUUUGACGACAUGCACAGUUACUAUCAAGAGCUACUGGUCAGCACCCAAACGUUGGUGAGCGUACUCAAGGAAAAAUUAGAAAUGCUCAGCAUAAAAACUUCGUCCACCGACAAGUACGUGUCGUCUCUAGAAAGAGAAAAUCAACACUUUAAAGGUCUAUUGGAAAAAGCCAACGGCGACAUAAUUCGUUUGGAACAAAAAAUGAUUCAUUUUAAAAAAAACAAAAAAAGUCUGGAGUACAAUAAGAAGGAACUGAAGAAAUGCAUGGAACGUUACGAAAACCUGAUGGUCGAAAACGGUGCAUUGGAGAUCAGAUACGACCAAAAAGCCGAAGUUUACCGUUCAUUAAAAGACAAUUUUUUACAAAGGGUACUGCAAUGUCAGAGUGAGUCGAAUUUUGGAAAAACAUUAUUGGAAAAGCAGAUUGUCAAGCUCGACAAUACGGUCGCAGCGUCGGAAUGA